Messenger RNA from Epinephelus lanceolatus (giant grouper), 3795 nucleotides. The record is from RefSeq and is a predicted model, not a curated record. Lineage: Eukaryota; Metazoa; Chordata; Actinopteri; Perciformes; Serranidae.
AUCACCUUGAUCCCUGACUGAGAAAAGGAGGAUUUCAUUAUCUGGAUUAUUCUGAUCAAGAUUACAAGUUUUGAAAUACUGGGCCCUGCUGGGGAUCACGCUCAGCCUGAACUGACCGUAGUUAUAAUAAUACACGCGCACUACAAUCUAACUGAAGCUGGCCUUGGUUCGGAAGCGGCGGCUCACAUGUCUGCAGUGGUGCUGUCUCCCUUGCGCUCCACAGCCGUGCAGGUGCUGAGUCUGACCGGCACACCGAGCCCAACGGGUCUGUGAGGCUAUAUACCGGCUUCCAAGGCAGCUAGACUCCUCUCCUCACCACUGUUGCAUAAGGAGGACUCUGUUGCUGUCUCUCGUGUGUCGAAGACUGGAUGAGUUGGACAGAGCGGUGGAAUUGACAUUUCCACACCUGUUGACAUAACAAGCGAAAGCAUCAAAGGCAAAAGAAAGAGGCCUCCAUAAUUCAUGUGGCCAUUAGUACCUGCUGGGAAAGAUGAGUACAGACAGACCCAAACGGAAUAUCAUCAAAAAAAAAUAUGACAUCAGUGACGGGAUGCCAUGGUGUGAAGAACGUCUGGUCCGCAAAGUUCUUUUCCUCUCCCUCAGGGAAUUCAGAGACACCCACCGUGCCACACACAAACACUCGCACAUACACACGCGUGCACACAAACGCACUUCAAAAAAUACACUCUUACAUGCCCAGCGAAAGACGCAGACACUUCCUGAAACACACACAGAGAAAAAAAGGCGCACAAGACAGAGUGUGCACACGCCACAACAAAGAGUCACACACAAACCACCAAACACACAGAAAAACGCACACAGUGCAAAAAAUACAGACAUUUCAAAACAUCUCCGCCCUCACGAACACACUAACAAAGGGCAAAUAUCUAACUUGUCUCAGGACUCACACACACCAAAAAAUAAAUGUACUCAAACACCACAGAACAUGCAAACACAAUUAAAAAUGUGUGCAGGGAAAGUUAAUAACACUGUACCCCAAACACACCAACAAGAAAAUACACACAUGUUCCAGAAUUCUGAGUCGACCAGGACACUACGCUCACAUAAAACACAAAAUACAUUGUUGCUGUUAAACUCAAAAUACACUGAAACUGCAAAACACACACACACUACUCAGAACAAACACUCUGUGAAAAACACACAGACACUGCUGAGCCCUUCUGCCCCUGCGAGGACCCUGCGCUCACAUACUCCUACAAGCCUCAGUGGUUCCCUGGUUAAUGGCAUCAGCCAGUGUCAGUCCCUCCUGUCAGCUAGUCCAAGCUGGAGCUGGUCCUUACAGACACGCCCUCAACAGCGCUGCCCUGCUAGUAUACAUCGUCACAAGGUUGACCCUGCCAGCAAGAGACCAAAGGUGCAAGCGCAGAGGAAGUUUGCCCAGUCCCCUCCCAGCUCCCCAGGAUCUCCUGUGUUGAUGACACCAGCACAAAGUAAUCACAGCCACAACUUGGCCAUGGUCACUUGUCUGACAAGACGCCGACCCAAGACUGAGGACUUCUUGUCUUUUCUUUGUCUGAGGGGUUCAGCAGCAUUGCCUAGCAGCAUGGCCUUCUUAGCAAGUGGACAAGCAAAGGAGCCAGCUGGCACUCAGCAUCUCACUUCCUGUCUUUCCACCAAUCACAGGACUGCAACUAAGGGGAAGAACAUGAGCAUAUUCAGCAGAUCAACAGUGCAGCAAGACUCUAGGUCUCUGAGAGGAAGGCCUGGAGGCUCUGCAACAGUCAGGUCCUUCUGCCCUCUAACUGCCCGGGCACAGAGGAGGAGGGACAGAGAGAGGAGAGAGGAGGAACAGCAAAGGAGGAGGAGAGAGGGGGAGGAGAAGGACAGGAGAGAGGGAGCUGAGAGACACCUACAGAGACCUCCACAGCUCUCCCUACAGGUCAGGAGGACUAACAAGGUUGCCCUGAUGACUGGACUCUCUGAACAAAGAACCUCUUGUGUCAGGUCAGUUCCUACCUUAAAGCCUAGGACAGGGGUGGGCAGCAGAUGCCCCCCCAGGCCCUGCACAAGGCCUAGCAGUACCUGUAAACCAAGACUCCAGGAAACCAACAACAACCACCUCUCCCGGCAUAGCAAACACCAACUGCCUCGCAAUCAGCACCUUCCUCUUCACCACCGAACAGUUUCUAACUACUAUAGCAACCCCAAGACCUUCAGUAGUCUCCAGAACUCAGGAAGACAUUCAAGCAGGACUCCAAAUCAAAUACCAUUGACUAAUGGCUCAGUCAUCAGACCGCUGAGUGAGAACCCCGGGGUCCUAAGGUUGUCCAGAAGAAGAAGAGGCCUCCCACCAGAUACCAGCCCUAGCCCCCUGAAUCGGGUUCCUUCGGACAUCAACUCAUCGAAGAAGUGCGGGACAGUGCAAUGCGAAGACGGUGAUGUCCCAUUGGAGAGUGACUACCAUACUGGUGAGAUACUACAGAAGAAGAUGGACUGUGCUAAAGAUGGUAAAGAGGGGUAUGUGAGUAAUACUGGAGAAAUCACUGGUAGUAGUCAUGAUGAAGAACUUAGACAAAAUAGAUGUGGCCGUGUUGGAGAGAUGAGACUAGAGAGGGGCAGCUGCAUUAGUGACGAACUACAGGACAAGGUGAAUGUUAGAGAGUUAAGCUUGACCAAGGUCUCUGCUCUGGAGCCCUCUCAAAAAAGGGUCAACUUUACCAGCAUUAUCACAAACGUUGACAUCAGCCCUGUCAGUGAGGUCAUGUAUCGACAUGUCAGAGAAAAGAGGCUCCAGAGAAAUCAGCCUGCUUCAUCCACAAUCCCUAAGCUAAUUACCAGAACUGCUGAUUCUAGGACUGUUGCCAGAGCUGCUACUGCUAGGACUUCUAUAACUAAAGCUGCUAUCAACUCAGUGACACCUAUACACAUACACACUGACCCACCAGCCACUUACUCUGCCAAGCACACUGCUAAGGGUACUAACAAAGGUGCUAGCAAGGACAAUACCAAGUGUACUUCACCAGCCAGCAGUUACUCUAUCCAUAAUUCUAAAGGUGCUGCAAAAGAUACUUCCAAGUGUACCACAGAAGACUCGACGAAGGACAUUGCACCUGUCAGUAGCUAUUCUACCACUUCCGAGGGCUCAACAAAGGGCCUUAACCAGACAAAGUCUACUACCUCAGCCAUCAAGACCAGGUCCAGCCCUAGAAUCCUUCUGAAACAUUAACAAACACCUGAACUAUGUCUGAAAACAUGUUCUCACAGAUUCAUUAUUCGCAAUAUUUAGAAUUGUUGAGGAAGACAGUUUUGAAAAUAGUAAAAACAACAUCAGAUACUGUUGAUCAUUAGCACUGCAUGAUGAUGGUUGUUGGCUGGUUGGAUAGUAACCCGUGACUAUGUACUGUUCUUUACAUUUGUCAGUGAUUGUGGGAUUCAUUUAAUUCGAUAUAGGAAAAUAAAUAAUGAGAAGAGAGCGUAAUGGCAGACACUUUGUAAAAUGGACAGUAUAGUGAAAAGUCACUAUUUUUAGAUGGUCCCUUGCCGUAUCUGAAAAAGUAGCUUAAUAUUUUUGUAUUAAUAUAUUCACAUAUGAAAGGCACUGGUUUAAUCAAAGCACAUAGUUUACUUGAGUCAGUCUACUGUACAGUUUUCAGUAGCAAAGGUUACAGUACAGUCUUGCCAUUUCAGUUAAACAAGAAUAAUGGGCCUCAUUCACCAACUAUUCUGUAAAAGACAUUUCUUCUUAAAAACCACUUAUGCAGCUUUCACAAAGAUUCUUACAUUCACAACUGUUUCCUUAUUUGGGAUUUUUUCUUAGGUAAGAAUGUACACAUA